AUGUCUCACAUUCUUCUAACCUGCACUUACCAGCUUGAAGCCUUCUUUGUCCUGGAGUAUGCCAGUGGGAAAUCUUUAUGGCAAAUGAUUCUUCGUGACGGAAAUCUGCCAAUGUCGAGAAUCAUAUUCUACACAGCAGAGAUGGUGGUUGCCCUCCAGUUCCUGCAUUCUAAAGGAAUCAUUCAUCGUGAUCUGAAGCCGGACAACGUAUUGGUGGAUAAAGAUGGCCACAUAAAGAUCUGCGACUUUGGCCUUGCAAAAGAGAACAUCACUGGCCAGAAGAAUAACUACGGCUUAGCAGGAACCCGUGGAUAUCGGGCACCAGAGGUACUAUUACAGGAUGAGUACAAUGCAGCCGUGGAUUGGUGGUCUUUCGGGGUGAUAAUGUAUGAAAUGGCCACAGGUAAAUUGCCAUAUUCAACAUCAGGCAGCAUUCUAAAUCAGACCUAUGCGAUAAUGACGGAAACACCAGAUUACCCAUCUUAUAUGAGCGAGGAAAUGCUGGACCUCCUGUCUAAGCUUUUGGAGAGUGAUGACACCAAACGAAUUGGACUGAAUGGGAACAUCAGGGAGCAUCCUUUCUACAGCACUAUCAACUGGGAUGAUCUGGAAAAUCGAAGACUGGAGACACCUUUUCAGCCAGGAAUGCCAUCUGCGGACGACUUCUAUGAAUUUCCACUACCAUUCUCCACUCAUAAUUGCAAUGGAAAGAAUUUAAAAGAUUUCUCAGAAGUUGAUCCCAACUGGAAUUGGAAGGAGUAA
This is a messenger RNA of Xenopus laevis (African clawed frog), 762 nucleotides long. Its product is annotated as protein kinase C delta type-like. Lineage: Eukaryota; Metazoa; Chordata; Amphibia; Anura; Pipidae. The record is from RefSeq and is a predicted model, not a curated record. The coding region runs from base 1 to 762 and encodes 253 amino acids. The transcript has 5 exons.